AUGCCUGUACCGAAAACUGCUGAACAUUUGAAGAAAAAAAGAAUACCUGGUGUUCUGGGUGUAAUAGACAGCACCCACAUAACAAUCGCAGCUCCAAAAAUCGAAAAAGUGUGCUACUACAACCACAAGCACAAGUUUACAAUUAUCCUGCAAGCUGUCGUCGAUGCGGAUAAAAAAUUCAUUGACAUCAGUUGUGGUGAGCCAGGAUCUCUACACAAUAGUAGAGUUCUCAGGCGUUCUGAGUUAUUCAAAAAGGCUUUGAGCCACACCAACCAACUAUUUCCGGCAAAUACUUUUAUUUUGGUUGAUUCAGCGUAUGCCGCUACAAACUGGCUAGUGCCACCAUAUAAAGACAAUGGCAGAUUAAGUGAACAGCAAAGAACGUAUAAAUAUGUUCAUUCUGCAACCAGAAUUGUUGUAGAACAUGCCUUCGGCUUGUUGAAAGGAAGGUUUAGACGACUUCUUAAGUUCACUAAACAACGAGAUAUUCGUUCGGUCACAAAUCUCGUUGUCAGUGCAUGCAUUCUGCACAAUUUAUGUAUUGCAAUGGGCGACACAUACCGCGACGAAGGAAUUAACCAAGAAGAAGAAACCGACACAAUAUGUAGAUGCAGCUGA
Messenger RNA from Eupeodes corollae, 618 nucleotides. RefSeq lists its product as uncharacterized. The transcript has a single exon. Bases 1 to 618 code for a protein of 205 amino acids. NCBI's taxonomy places the organism in Eukaryota, Metazoa, Arthropoda, Insecta, Diptera, Syrphidae. The record is from RefSeq and is a predicted model, not a curated record.